CCCAGGGGCGGGGUCAGAAGAAGUUGGGUGUGAUCAGAAUUUUGGACGCACCCCCCCAAAGGCGGGGCCAUACUGAAGAUCUGGGCGGAGUCAAAACCUAAGGGUGGGUCACGAUACAGUGGGCGUGGUCAGGGCUCGGAGACCGAUAGGAACUAAGGUGGUCCCGGGUGGAAAACCAUGCAUUGCAACCCCUCUAAAAUAAAAACAAACACGUAUAUAGCGCUAUAUGCUAGGGACUACUCUAGGCACUUUACAUGAAUUAAUCAAUUUAAUCCUAGCAAUAAUCUGCCAGGGAGGUAGAUACUCUUACUCCAUUUUUAAAAUGAGGAAACUGAGGCAGGGAGAAGGUAGGCAACUUGUACCACACAGCUAGGAAGUGGCGGAACUGAGGUUCCUAACUGAGGCAGGUGCGCUCCUACGGCCAUGCUCUCAACCACCACGUUCUCCCAAAAGAACCUGGUAUCAGGACCCCAUAGCCCAGGAUGUGGGACCAGGUGUAACCCAUCCGCUCCCGGGUUUGGUCGCGGAGACCGGGCCUGGGUGGGGCGAUGCGGCGCCUCCCAGGGCCGGAAGCGGCGGAGCCGACUCCAGCUCCACCCACGGCCCCGAAGCUCCGCCAGCCGCCGCCAUGAGUAGCUUUGGACCUGGGUGAGACCCUCUCGCAGACAGCCUCUUACCCCUACUCCCGGGUCCCGCGCUCCAGGUCUUCUCCCCAGGGACCCAGCAAAACCAAAGAAGUUAUCUUCAGUAUGGAGGAGGGCUCCGUGAAAAUGUUCCUGAGGGGUCGCCCUGUGCCCAUGCUGAUUCCGGACGAGCUGGCACCCACCUACAGCCUGGACACUCGCUCAGAGCUGCCUGCCUGCCGGCUUAAGCUGGACUGGGUCUACGGGUACCGUGGCCGAGACUGCCGGGCCAACCUUUACCUGCUGCCCACGGGGGAGAUAGUGUACUUUGUAGCCUCUGUAGCUGUGCUGUACAGCGUGGAAGAGCAGAGGCAGCGCCAUUACCUGGGCCACAAUGAUGACAUCAAAUGCAUGGCUGUCCACCCGGAUAUGGUCACCAUCGCCACCGGACAGGUGGCAGGCACCACUAAGGAGGGGAAGCCGCUGCCGCCCCACGUACGCAUCUGGGACUCAGUUUCCCUCUCCACCUUGCACGUGCUGGGCCUGGGAGUGUUUGACAGAGCCGUGUGCUGCGUGGGCUUCUCCAAAUCAAAUGGGGGCAGCCUGCUCUGUGCAGUGGACGAAUCCAAUGACCAUGUACUGUCCGUGUGGGACUGGGCCAAGGAGGUCAAGGUGGUUGAUGCGAAGUGUUCCAACGAGGCCGUGCUGGUGGCCACCUUCCACCCCAUAGACCCCACCAUGCUCAUCACCUGCGGGAAAUCUCACAUCUACUUCUGGAGCCUGGAGGGGGGCAGCCUGACCAAGCGGCAGGGCCUCUUUGAGAAACAGGAGAAACCAAAGUACGUGCUGUGCGUGACCUUUCUAGAGGGUGGUGACGUGAUCACCGGUGACUCUGGAGGGAACCUGUAUGUCUGGGGCAAAGGUGGGAAUCGCAUCACACAGGCGGUACUGGGUGCCCACGACGGUGGUGUGUUUGGGCUCUGCGCCCUGCGGGACGGGACGCUGGUGUCUGGUGGGGGCCGCGAUCGGCGGGUGGUCCUCUGGGGUUCCGACUACAGCAAGCUGCAGGAGAUGGAGGUCCCCGAGGACUUCGGCCCCGUACGCAUCGUGGCAGAGGGUCGGGGAGACAUGUUGUAUGUGGGGACCACCCGUAACUCCAUCCUGCAGGGCUCAAUCCACACGGGCUUCUCACUGCUGGUCCAGGGCCAUGUGGAGGAGCUGUGGGGGCUGGCCACACACCCCAGCCGGGCACAAUUUGUGACAUGUGGGCAGGAUAAGCUGGUACACCUGUGGAGUGUGGAGUCUCACCAGCCCCUGUGGAGCAGGUGCAUUGAGGAUCCCGCUUGUUCUGCUGGCUUCCACCCCAGUGGCUCUGUCCUCGCUGUAGGCACAGUGACUGGCAGGUGGCUGCUGCUGGACACGGAGACCCAUGACCUGGUGGCAAUCCACACUGACGGCAAUGAACAGAUCUCUGUGGUCAGCUUCUCCCCGGACGGGGCGUACCUGGCUGUGGGCUCCCACGACAACUUGGUGUACGUGUACACGGUGGACCAGGGCGGCCGCAAGGUCAGCCGCCUGGGCAAGUGCUCGGGCCAUUCCAGCUUUAUCACCCACCUAGAUUGGGCCCAGGACAGCAGCUGUUUUGUCACCAACUCUGGGGACUACGAGAUCCUGUACUGGGACUCGGCUACCUGUAAGCAGAUCACCAGUGCAGAUGCUGUGAGGAAUGUAGAAUGGGCCACGGCCACUUGUGUCCUAGGGUUUGGGGUGUUCGGAAUCUGGUCUGAGGGGGCUGACGGCACUGACAUCAACGCCGUGGCCCGCUCGCACAAUGGGAAGUUGCUGGCUUCAGCUGAUGACUUCGGCAAAGUCCACCUGUUUAGCUACCCCUGUUGCCAGCCUCGAGCCCUCAGCCACAAAUACGGGGGACACAGCAGCCAUGUGACGAACGUGGCCUUCUUGUGGGAUGACAGCGUGGCCCUGACCACAGGCGGCAAGGACACCAGCGUGCUGCAGUGGCGGGUGGUCUGAAGCACGGGGGUCUCAGGGACAGGGGACUGAGAUAGAGUGAAGGAGGCAGGGUGGGAAUUCUAUUUUCGGGAGAUGUCUAUUGCCGAGUAGAGUAAUAUAUACCCAGAGUCUAUAGCAGAGGGGGUUACAGGGGGUGGGUGGGUAGACAGAUAAAAGUCUCUAUUUAUCUUGGGGUGGGAAGAGGGGCCACAUUGCUUUGAGGGAGCCAUUGGAGUGUUUGGUUUGGGGUGUUUUUUAAGUUUAUUUUAUAUCAUCCAGAAAUAAAGACACGUGCACUGAGGUAGAGUGUCAGGGUCUGUGAAUUUGUUUAGUGUGUGUGCAUAGAUUACAGUGACUGUAUGUGUGUGUGUGUCUGUAAAAAGAAACCCAUUGCCACAGAGUCAAUUACAACUCCUCGUGACCCUACAGGACAGAGAGGAACUGCCCCAUAGGGUUUCCAAGGCUGUCAUCUUUACAAAGCAGGCUGAGACAUCUUUCCCCCAUGAAGCAGCUGGUGGGUUCGAACUGCCAAACUUUCAGUUAGCAGCCGAGCACUUUAUCCACUGCACCACCAGUAUGUGUAUAUGUAGCAUGCCUGUAUCCCACUGUUUGUGGUGAGAUACCAUUAUUACUUGGCCUUUAUUGAGUGCAACUGACAGGAAAACCAAGUGUUAUGGGUUGAGUUGUCUCCUCCCAAAAAUGUGUGUCAAAUUGGCUAAACCAUGAUUCCCAGUAUUGUGUGAUUGUCCACCAUUUUGUGAUCUGAUGUGAUUUUCCUUUGUGUUGUAAAUCCUACCUCUAUGAUAUUAGUGAGGCAGGAUUAGAGGCAGUUAUGUUAAUGAGGUAGGACUCAAUCUACAAGAUUUGAUUGUGUUUUAAGCCAAUCUUUUUUGCAAUAUAAAAGAGAGAAGUGAGCAGAGAGACGAGGGACCUCAUUACCACCAAGCAAGAAGAGCCAGGAGAAUAGCGUACCCUUUGGACCUGGGGUCUCUGCACUGAGAAGCUCCUUGACCAGGGGAAGAUUGAUGACAAGGACUUUUCCCCAGAGCUGACAGACAGAAAGCAUUCCCCUGGAGCUGGCACCUUGAAUUCGGAUUGCUAGCCUCCUAGACUGUGAGAAAAUAAAUUUGUUAAAGGCAUCCACUUGUGGUAUUUUUGUUAUAGCUGCACAAAGUGACUAAGACAUGAAGGUUGCUUUAACUUAGGUCAGAAGAGAACUCAGUUGACCACAUAGCCAAACAAAGAAGGGCAAGGGUGCCUCUGGGGCCCAGGACCACUGAACCAGGGAUUUGAGGGCCUUCAGGACAUUCUCCUACUCCCUCCGUGCCUUCUCUAACUUCCUGUGAGUCAGCAUUUUUCUCUGGGACCAGCAUUCUCCACACCAAAGAAACAUGGCACCCAGCAGCUUCCAUACUCACAUCAACCAUCUUCAGCACCAGAGAAGGAUUAAAGCAUUCUCCUGGGCCCCAAAUCUUAAAAAUCUCAAGGAAACUUUUAAGGCUGUGGUGAUUGGUUCAUUUCCAGACCAAUCAAUUUGGCCUUCAAGUUGAUCUACUGUAAUUGGCUCAACUUGGGUAAAGAACAUGAACCUGGACCAGUGACUGGGCAAAGGAAGUGGGAUUGUAUAAAAACAUGGACGCCUUCACCUGAUUCAGGGUUGAAGGAAGGAAGGAGUGUUUUCAGGGAAGCAGGCUGACAGAAUAGAUUUCUGGGAGAGUGGAGUAUUAGGACUCUGGGUUGCAAGAGAAAGAAACCCAACUCUAGCCAGCAUAACCAAUAAAAACAAUGACUGGCUUAUAAACACUGGUCAUCCAGGAGAAGCUCAGCUGGAUUCAGGGGAUCAGAUGUGGUCAUCAGGGUUCUCCCCUCAGGGAUUUGCCAAAUUCUCGACAGCAGGUAAUUUCCUCCACUGAAGGAGAGAGUACAGUAUACCUUAGCGGUUAGGAGCCUGCAUUCAGGAGUCAAACCAUUUAGGUCCAAAUCCUGGUUUCUCAGCUUAGUAGGUGUGUAACCUUGAGCAAUUUUUUUUUUUUAACUUCAACUUUUUAUUAGUGUUUAACAUUUAUGUACUGAGUUGUGUCCCCCAAAAGAUACGUUUAAGUUUUAAUCCCUGGUACCUGUGAAUGUGACCUUAUUUGGAAAUAGAGCCGUUGUAGAUGUAAUUAAUUAAGAUGAGAUCAUACUAGACUGGUUGAGACUGGAGGACUCCCCGAGACUAUUGCCCUGGGAAACUCUUCAAACCUUGAACUGAAACUAACCCCUGAGGUCACCUUGUAGCUACAUAACAAAUAAACUGGCUCAAAAAAUAAUGAGUAUCACCUGUAAGUACCGUGUGCCUUUAAAAAAAAUCACCUGUGUCAGACCAAUUGGUCAAUAAUUACUGUAAAACAAAGAUGAGAAUGUAUGAGGGCAGGGAAACCAGAUUAAUGGAAACGAAACAACCAGAACAGAAAUAAUAAGAAUGUUCACACACUGUGAAGAAUGUAACCAAUGUUGCUGAACAACUUGGGUGGAGAUUGUUGAAUGGGAACCUAAAAUUGCUGUGUAAACCUUCACCGAAAACACAAAAUAUUAAAAAAAAAAAAAAAAAAGAUAA
Messenger RNA from Loxodonta africana (African savanna elephant), 5229 nucleotides. It is a transcript of the gene EML2, whose product is annotated as EMAP like 2. The record is from RefSeq and is a predicted model, not a curated record. Gene Ontology annotation, molecular function: microtubule binding. The transcript is spliced from 19 exons. Gene Ontology annotation, biological process: microtubule cytoskeleton organization. NCBI's taxonomy places the organism in Eukaryota, Metazoa, Chordata, Mammalia, Proboscidea, Elephantidae. Gene Ontology annotation, cellular component: mitotic spindle. Bases 750 to 2654 code for a protein of 634 amino acids.